Menidia menidia (Atlantic silverside) is the source of this 3500-nucleotide messenger RNA. The record is from the annotation of a GenBank genome assembly. NCBI's taxonomy places the organism in Eukaryota, Metazoa, Chordata, Actinopteri, Atheriniformes, Atherinopsidae.
GCACAGCUUUACAGAGCAGAGACUUUUCAAAGUGAGGAACAGAGAAGGGAGGCUGACCUAUCAGAACAGGCUCUCGCCACCUUUGAAUGACUUCCUGAGCAACAGGGCUUCACAGUUUUCUGGUGGAUUAAAAGACAGGAUUUCCCCCCUCGUUUGAAGCUGCAGACUGACCAUGAGGCUGGUUUUGUUGGCUGCCGUUGUGCUGCUGAUGCUGGUGGAAGAUGGAUCCGGAGAGAGGACCCUGUCCAGGAGAACCAGGAGGGAGCUGGCCAGCCCUCUGCACGUGGGCGGGAUCAGGGACCCCUUCGGCUCCUACUGCCAGCGGCGGGGGGGCUGCUGCCCGGGGAGGGAUGACCAGUGCACGGUGCCUUACCUGGACACGAUCUGCUACUGCGACCUGUUCUGCAACCGCACCGUGUCCGACUGCUGCCCCGACUUCUGGGGCCACUGCCUGGGCAUCCAGCCGCCUUUCAUCGGCGUCUGUGAAAGAAACGGGAACAGGUUCUUUACGGGACAAACGUACAAGGAGAACUGCAACCUAUGCACAUGCGGGACCACGGGCCGCUGGGAGUGUGAGCAGAACGCUUGUCUGAUGGAGGCCGACAUCAUCAAUAACGUCAACAGAGGGAAUUAUGGGUGGAAAGCAGCGAACUAUAGCCAGCUCUACGGCAUGACUUUGGACGAAGGCAUCCGCUUCCGCCUCGGCACACAGAGACCCUCCAGAACGAUCAUGAACAUGAAUGAGAUACAGAUGAACAUGGAUCCUCAGAGCGAGCGCUUGCCGCUCUACUUCAACUCCGUGGAGAAGUGGCCGGGGAAGAUCCACGAGCCGUUGGAUCAGGGGAACUGUGCGGCCUCCUGGGCCUUUUCCACAGCAGCCGUGGCUUCGGACAGAAUCUCCAUCCAGUCGAUGGGUCACAUGACCCCCCAGCUGUCGCCCCAAAACCUCAUCGCCUGUGACACGCGGAACCAGGGGGGCUGCGCGGGGGGGCGGGUGGACGGAGCCUGGUGGUACCUGCGGCGCCGUGGCGUUGUGACGGAGGACUGUUACCCGUAUCAGCCCCCCCAGCAGACGCCGGCCGAGGUGGGGCGCUGCAUGAUGCAGAGCCGGUCGGUGGGCCGAGGGAAGAGGCAGGCCACCCAGCGCUGCCCCAACUCCUACAACCACCACAACGACAUCUACCAGUCCACCCCCCCAUACAGGCUCUCAUCAGACGAGAAGGAGAUCAUGAAGGAGAUCAUGGACAACGGCCCUGUGCAAGCUAUUAUGGAGGUGCAUGAAGACUUCUUUGUCUACAAGAGUGGAAUCUACAAACAUACUGACGUCAGCUUUACCAAACCGUCACAGUACCGCAAACACGGCACACACUCCGUCAGGAUCCUGGGGUGGGGAGAAGACAGAGACUUUAACGGGACGCCAAGGAAGUAUUGGAUUGCAGCCAACUCCUGGGGGAAGAACUGGGGAGAGAACGGAUACUUCCGCAUCGCUCGUGGGGACAAUGAAUGUGAAAUAGAAACAUUUGUGAUCGGCGUUUGGGGAAGAAUCACAAUGGAGGACAUGCAGAGCCAUCAUCACCACCACCGCCGCCGUCACAUCUAAAGACCCUGCGCAUACUCACUGAUCCACUGUGGCCUUUCAUUUUCUCCCAACUUUGGUUGAUUACUCAACGCAGAAGAUAAUCUCCCCGAGAGUCUCAUCACAUCUCUUCGCCUACAAAGUUGGCUGGAGUAGCCGCACAAUCGACCAUAGACACUUCACGCAUUACACCUCAAACUCAAGCUAGGCAGCGACCCCCUUUUUAUCUACCUUGUCGGACAUUUUAACUGAAUUACCCACCUCACUUUCCCUCUAAGUCCAUUCUAUGGCACCAAAAAACAUAGGAAACCAAGCUAAAGUUAUCUCACUUUGCGUUGCAUUCAAGCAUCUCAGGUACCUGAAGCUCCAAAGACCAAAUUUCCGUGAAUCAUCACAACGAUGUCUGAUGGAAGGGUUCAUUAAAAUGGGUGAUGACAGAGGAAGAAGCUCAGUCUGAGCCUUUUAUUCUGUAGUCUUCUCCAGCUCCGAUUCCAUCGACCAGAGGGACCCUUUAUUAGUGGGAAAGUUUGGAAACUGGAAAUCUGAGAGUCAGAUUAUCAGACAUUAGACCCUUUCAGAGGGACACACCCUGCUGAAGGAUGGAACCCGAUGAUAUAUUGACAUGUAAAGGUGAACGUUUAUACGCACCCUCAGCUUAGAAAAGUCACCUGUACAGAGUUUAUCAUAUAUUUAAUCAAAAUCAUAGCAGGUGAGACUUAAAGGCAAAGAAUUUUAGAGUGUUGUAUUAGUAUUAAAAUACUUAAAAUGAUUCCUAAGACCAUAGAAGUGUUCAAAUGUUGGCCCCUUUUCAACAUGUCUACACCGAAACAGACACUGUCACAGCAUUAGCUUCCAACCAGUCGUUAGAUUUUGGCUGCAGGUAUAAAUACAUGACACAAAGGAGUCUCUGCACAAAAUGAUACAUAAAGAAAAAAAAGCCAUGCUGCCGGGCCCCGAUGUUUUAAACUUAUAUUCCUGAUCCGUUUGGGGGUUGAAAAGACUGUAACGCCCUCAUCAAACAGAGCUGACCACUGUAAAAGGAAGUAUGUAUAGAAGUCUUAAUGUACUCUGUUCUGUGUACACUGUUACAAUUCGAGCUGAAGAUUUUAUUUUUUGUCGCAGUUAUAUUUUAAAGUUAUAAUUACCAUGUGCUUUAGAUGUAAGGUGGAUAGAAAUCUUCAUAACAUAUCUUCCGCUUAAAUGUCAUUAUUUUAACACAUUGAGGACCAUAAGAGUUGGGAUACUGCUGCUAAUGUCCAGUCUGUGCCUCCAUACUUGUCUUUACGCAUUUGUAGUGAGCAUGGAAAGCCAUUUCUCGCAAUUCUUUGAGUCAAAGGGGCUGAAAUUGAGCUGUUUUUGUGUGGUUAAAAGACAAGCGCGUUCCUUUAUUUUAAGGUGUUCCUCAAACCCCUGUACUGAUAUUUCUCAUAUUUUCAAGGUGCUUUCAGAUGUUGUUGUUUUAGCCUCACUUGAAAAGGACAGCUCAGUCUGUUAUUACCGUUUAUCUUAGAUCAUACCCUGGCCGGCUCGAGUUGUGGCUUCAAAAGCAUUUUUAAUUCCUCUGCCGUCAUGUCUUGUGAUCUUUUAGGUCUUUCUAGCAUUUCCUUUAGGCAUGACAAGGCAAAUAGUAUCAAAUCAAAGAGAAACGUCUGCAUGGACAAGCAAUGUGCAAUGAGGCCAGAGAUUACUGUAGCAGCUGCAUGUCUCACAUGGGAUGUUCCAAAUCUUUGCUUUUAUUUACAACCAAGCGAAGGAAAAAACAAAGUGAGAGCGGUCAGUCAGUGUGAGCUUCAAGGAAAGUUUACAGGGAUGAAACGCGUGAGAUUGAGCUCCUGGUACAGAAGAGAGGGAAAUACAGCUGCCAGCUUUUAGCUUCUCUGCAGCAAAGGAAGUCAGUUUAACACAAAAAAAAAAAAAAAAAAAC